Triticum urartu is the source of this 667-nucleotide messenger RNA. The record is from RefSeq and is a predicted model, not a curated record. Lineage: Eukaryota; Viridiplantae; Streptophyta; Magnoliopsida; Poales; Poaceae.
AGGUGUUGAUGCUGGGUUUGUCACAGCCAUCGCCCCUGCAGAAGAGGCAGUGCUUGUCACCACUCCUGACAUCACGGCACUCCGUGAUGCAGACCGCGUCGCGGGGCUGCUGGAGUGUGACGGCAUCAAGGACAUCAAGAUCAUCGUGAACAGAGUGCGGCCGGACCUGGUGAGGGGGGAGGACAUGAUGUCAGCGCUCGACGUGCAAGAAAUGCUCGGGUUACCUCUGCUAGGUGUGGUGCCAGAAGAUUCAGAGGUAAUCCGCAGCACAAACAGGGGCGUGCCGUUGGUGCUGACGGACCCGCCCACGCCUGCAGGCCUCGCCCUGGAGCAGGCGACGUGGCGUCUGGUGGAGCGGGACGCGAUGACGGCCGUCAUGGUCGAGGAGCAGGAGCGGCCCAAGAAGAAGGGCGGCUUCUUCUCGUUCUUCGGCGGGUGAAGCCUGAGCUGAACCGAGCAGCCGGUGACGUGCGUGGUGUGUAUAGAGCUGCGAUUUGGAGCUGCUUAGUCGUUUUUCGGUUUGUUUUGCUCUUGUUUUUGCUAGCGUAGCACGAUUCAUUCGGUGUGCUUGAUUCCACAGAGACAGACGGUCUUUUCUUUGUUCUUCCAAAUUUACGCCGAACAUUAGCAGAGUAAAUGUAUGUAGUUUUGUGGUUGAUUGCUUCUU